AUGGAUACAGCAAUGGGGGCUUUGCUUGCUCAAUACCUAGAGGAGUCUAGGAAGGAGAAUGCAAUUUACUACAUUAGCAAGAAGAUGUUGGCUUAUGAAGAGAAGUAUUCACCAUUUGAGAAGACAUGUGUAUCACUUGUAUGGGCAACCCGAAAACUCAGACUUUAUAUGCUUGUGUUCAAGGUCUUAUUGAUUGCAAGAAUGGACCAAUUGAAAUAUCUAAUGGAGAAACCUGUGCAAGAUGGGAAGAUAGCUAAAUGGGUUUUGCUUCUAUUAGAAUUUGAUAUUAAAUAUGUGACUUAUAAGUUUGUGAAGGGGAUAGCAAUUGCUAAUCAUUUAGCCCAUUGUUCACCUAAAGAAGCUGAAGAAAUCCAAGGAGACUUUCCGGAUGAGGAUAUCAUGGGGAUUGAAGUAGAAUCAUGGAAGAUUUUGAUAGAGCAAUUAAUCAAAAUGGAAGCGGCAUUGGAACUCCGAAUUUCUCCAAAAGGGAAACACAUCCCAUUCUUUGAUAGGCUUAACUUUCCUACCACUAAUAAUGCCACUGAAUAUGAAGUUUGCAUUAUGGGCUUACAAGCAGCCCUAGGUCUUGGAGUGAAAGAGUUGGAAGUAUACGAUGACUUAGCCUUGAUAAUUUCUCAAAUUCACAAUAGAUGGAAGAUCAAAGAAGAAAGGCUAAUGUCUUAUCAUGAAUGUCUUCAGAAGUAG
Messenger RNA from Quercus lobata, 705 nucleotides. RefSeq lists its product as uncharacterized. The coding region runs from base 1 to 705 and encodes 234 amino acids. The record is from RefSeq and is a predicted model, not a curated record. The transcript has a single exon. Gene Ontology annotation, molecular function: nucleic acid binding; RNA-DNA hybrid ribonuclease activity. Lineage: Eukaryota; Viridiplantae; Streptophyta; Magnoliopsida; Fagales; Fagaceae.